AUAAAUAUACCCUCUCGAAAACUCUUAGUCACGUACAAAAAUUUAUAAAUUAUCGCGGAAAGAAGAAAAUCCUCGAUGAAGAUGAAAUUCGUUCUCGCGAGCCUUCUAGUCCUAGCUCUUGUGCUCGGCCAGUCCCUGCAAACAACAAUGGCUGGCUCAAGUUUCUGCGACUCCAAGUGCGCGGUGAGGUGCUCAAAAGCAGGGGUGCAAGAUCGGUGCUUGAAGUAUUGUGGGAUCUGCUGUGAGGCGUGCCAUUGUGUGCCUUCUGGAACUUAUGGUCACAAAGAUGAGUGCCCUUGCUACAGAGACAUGAAGAACUCUAAGGGCAAGCCCAAGUGCCCUUGAUUGUUUCCCUGAAAAUCCAAUAAAAUGAGCCUUUCAUGCUCAGCUACGUCUGAAAUGUACUUUUACAUGUAAUUGUUUGCUUUCAUCAAGAUAAUAGACUAAUUAUUUGUGUUUAGCAGCACAAAACGAGAUAUUAUCAUGACUGAAAGCUGGAAUUACUUGUAUGAUUUAUAUAAAAAAAUAAGUUGUUGUAAAUAAA
Molecule: messenger RNA, 544 nt
Organism: Daucus carota subsp. sativus
Lineage: Eukaryota; Viridiplantae; Streptophyta; Magnoliopsida; Apiales; Apiaceae
Product: peamaclein
Exons: 2
Coding region: 76-345 (89 amino acids)
Source: RefSeq, a predicted model, not a curated record